Microdochium trichocladiopsis is the source of this 690-nucleotide messenger RNA. RefSeq names its product import inner membrane translocase subunit tim-21. The coding region runs from base 1 to 690 and encodes 229 amino acids. NCBI's taxonomy places the organism in Eukaryota, Fungi, Ascomycota, Sordariomycetes, Xylariales, Microdochiaceae. The record is from RefSeq and is a predicted model, not a curated record. Gene Ontology annotation, biological process: protein import into mitochondrial matrix. Gene Ontology annotation, cellular component: TIM23 mitochondrial import inner membrane translocase complex. The transcript is spliced from 2 exons.
AUGACGAAACUUCUGCUUCGACCACUCAGCGAGGCCGUCCUCGCGCCACACUUGCGCCAGGCAGUCAUCCCUCAUCGGAGCUAUGCCACGACCACCUCCGGCAAGUCGACCUCGGCGCCCGGCUCUAAACGCCGGUCCGUAACGCCCUUCAACGACAAUGGGCACGUGCCCUGGAGCGAGCUCUCGGCGGGAGAGAAAGCCGGACGCGCAACCCAGCAAUCCUUCAACUUCGGCAUGGUGUUGGUUGGCAUCGCGAUGACGGGCGGCGUGGGCUAUCUCCUGUACACCGACGUCUUCUCGCCAGACAGCAAAACUGCGUACUUCAACCGGGCCGUGGACAGGAUCAAGAAGGACCCGGAUUGUGUUGGUCUACUCGGUGAUGCAAAGCAGAUCACAGCUCAUGGCGAAGAAACGGCGAACAAGUGGCGUCGAGCAAGACCCAUCGCCUCAACGCUCAAGAAUGAUCCGCAAGGCAAUCAACACCUGCAGAUGCAUUUCUAUGUCCACGGACCGCUCAACAGCGGGACUGUGAGUGUACAUUUGAUCAAGCGGGUCGGCUCCGACGAGUUCAAGUACAAGUAUUUCUUCGUCGACGUCAAGGGCCACUCAAGGAUAUAUCUUGAAAAUGCCGACGCCAAGACCGACUCCGGAGACGGCAAAUUCAAGCUCUUCGGUGUCAACUGGAAGUGA